This is a messenger RNA of Pieris macdunnoughi, 3270 nucleotides long. Lineage: Eukaryota; Metazoa; Arthropoda; Insecta; Lepidoptera; Pieridae. The record is from the annotation of a GenBank genome assembly.
AUGUCUAAACCAAGCACUAAUAUAAACGCUGAAAAACAGCUAAUACAAUGGAUAAACGAGGCAGGGAUGUCAGAAGGUGGUAAGAGAGCAGGUUUUUUGCGAAGAAUCGUGGAGGUGCUCACGCAUCAGCUCUCUGCCAUGAUACCUAUGUACAUGGAAAAUGUAUUAAGUUUUGUAAAUGAUAAGUCUACAGACAUACGAAAAAUCGUAAUAGGCUUUAUUGAAGAGUUAAGCACAAACUUUCCUUAUACCUUGCCAAAAGUCAUUAGCCAAUUGCAAUUAUUGGUUAUUGACACUGUUGUGGCUGUACAGAAGAGAGCUAUACAAGCUGCCGGUGUCAUUUACAAAAAUGUACUCACAUGGAUAAGUAAGGACGAAAGCGUAGCGGAAAUGAAGCAUGUUUGGGAACACAUUACUAAGACUAAGUUACAAAUCCUGAAUAUGAUAGAUAGUGAAAAUGAAGGUAUAAGAACACAUGCAAUCAAAUUUCUCGAGGAGGUAGUGUUAUUGCAAACAGCUAACAACAGCUCAGAUUUUAGUAUUGAUAAUAUUCCAAAUUCAUUAACAUUCAUCAACCAUGCGGCUUUAGAAGAGGAAGCUGAACAUAUAUUUGAAUUAUUGAUCAAAUUUCACAAUUCCCAGCAUAUAUCAAGUGUUAACUUAAUGGCCUGUAUGGCUACUCUUAUAUCAUUGGCAAAGUUCAGACCAAAAUAUUUAGCAAGAGUAAUCCACGCAUUGGGAGAUUUACACACAACAUUGCCCCCUACGCUAUCACAAUCACAAGUCAAUUCUGUGCGAAAACAUCUUAAAAUACAACUAAUCAAUUUAGUAAAGCAUACAUCAUCAAAUGACAUGAUUCCAGCACUAAUGCAACUGCUCUCAGAUAUUGGAAUGACUCAACAAGAGAUAAAUAAAGCCAUUCCAAAAGAAAAGAGACAUAAACGUGUAUUGGCUUUAGCGACCGAUUCUAAAAAUGGUGAUUCACCAGCAAAAAGGUCUCGUUUGGAUUCACCUCCGAAUAGCCAAGAAAGUGAUAGUAAUAGUAACAGCCGAACGGGAUUUGAUGAUGACAGCAUUCAAACUCCGAAAACCAACCUCGUUAAUGAAGACUCACUUUUCGAUGGGCUUAAUAAUUUAGACAAUGUUUUGAACCUUGUCAUGUCAACACUCCUAAACAAUUUACCAAACGAAAUGCCCAGCAACUUUAUCAACAACUAUCAACCAAUACCUAAUGCUGGUACAAAGACACAGAUUCGUAGCUUGGCCAAAAUGGUACACUCAGUCGUCAAAGGUGAAUCCGAAAUGCCCCUACCCGCCCCAACGAUAGUUACAAAAAUACCUUUGCUAUCUGAAGAUGAUGAAAAAAUUACUCUAAAGAACGCAGUUGCGAAAUUACAAGAAACAACAAAAGAUCUUCAAGUAGAAAACGCUGUCUCUAAACUAAUGGAGGAAAAACGGCAGGAGUACUUGAAAGAAGAAGAAAGGAAGGCAAAAGAGAAAGAGAAACAAGUACCACAGUUGCCGGCCAUUCCAAAGUUGAAACAGAAAGUAAAAUUAUUAAAGCUGCAUGAGAUAACACGACCAAUACCAAAAGAGAUCAAAGAACGACUGAUGCUACAGGCGGUCCAACGUAUUCUGAACGCAGAAAAAGAAGCAGCGAUUGGCGGCGCUGCACAAAUCCGGGCGAAGUUUAUAACGAUUUUCGCGUCAAGCUAUACACCAGAAAUUCGGGAUUUAGUUCUAAACUACGUGUUGGAAGAUCCGAUCAACCGAAUCGACUUGGCUUUAGCGUGGUUGUAUGAGGAAUACGCGUAUAUGCAGGGCUUCAAUCGUCACCCGGUGACAUUACAGAAGGUAAACGAAAAGCCCGACCAGAAUUAUAACCAGUUGCUUUGCGCGAUGGUCACUCAGAUCUGUGAAAGGGGAGAUCCGUUGAUGGAGAAUAGUAAAGAAGUGUUGUUAAGGAAGAUUUAUUGUGAGGCACCAGUAAUAACCCCAGAAGCGCUGGAUUAUUUGAAGCAUUUGGUGGUUGAAGAGAAAUCGUUGUUAGCGCUUGAAUUGCUUGAGGAGUUGUGUACGAUGCGACCGCCCAGAGCGCAUAAGUAUAUUCCAGCUUUAGUGUCUCAGGCGUUGAACGAAAUUCCGGAAAUCCGCGACAUAGCAAUAAAAUCAACAGUUAAAAUAUUCAAAAAUGGAUCAGAUGCGGUCAAAAAAGUGAUAGAAAAGCAUUCGUUGUUAUAUUUGGGGUUUAUCGCCCUCGAUAACCCACCCACAGAGUUGAUGAGUUCAAGGCAUAAUAUCAGGGUGUGGUCUGAUGACUUAUACAAGAUCUGCUUGAAUUUGGUAAUGGCUCUAUUUAUGGAGAACGACGACUUUAUAAUAGACGUGGCUCGUGUCUAUGGUUGCGCGGGUUCCGAGGCCAAGCGUUGUGUUCUUAGGGCCAUUGAGGGCCCAUUAAGGGCCGUAGCGGCAUCGGCCCCUGGGACGGUCCCGCCGGCUUUUCAAAUACUCUUACAGGAUUGUCCCCGAGGGGCUGAGACGCUUUUGACGAGGCUGGUCCAUAUACUUACAGAUAAAGCGCCUCCGACCCCGGAGCUGGUCUCUCGUGUUCGCGAGCUGUAUGCAACUCGAGUGUCUGAUGUCCGUUUCCUGAUUCCUAUACUUAACGGAUUGUCUAAACGAGAGAUCCUCGCAGCUCUACCGAAGCUUGUCAAAUUGAACCCGAAUGUCGUAAAGGAAGUGUUCAACAAACUACUGGGUUUACAUAAUCCUAAUAAUGAAAUUUUACCAGUUACUCCCGAGGAGCUCCUAGUUGCCCUGCACCUGAUAGAUCCGAAUAAGGCAGAUCUGAAGUUUAUCAUCAAGGCGACCGGACUCUGUUUCGGCGAAAAACAAAUUUAUACACAAGACGUGGUAUCAGCAGUUCUACAGCGGCUGGCGGAAGAGCAGGACACCCCCGUUCUGAUGAUGAGGAGCGUCCUCCAGGCCCUCACUUUGUACCCCAACCUUGGACCACUGGCCUUGAAUAUACUCCAGCUGCUUAUUGACAGAGAGGUAUGGACGAACAAAGUGGCGUGGGAGGGUUGGGUGAAGUGCUGCGAGCGACUGGGCACUGCCGUGACGCGGGUGUUGGCAGCUUUACCUGCGCGUGCGCUGCCAUCCUUACCACCGCAUUUGGCGCGUCUACUCGAACCACAGGAUGUAGCACCGACGUUUCCACCUCAGCCAGUGCCGAAUCCUUUAGAACCUUUGCCGCCAGGGAUGGAGUGA